AGAUUUGGAAAUCUCAAGACCUGAGUUAAAUACUAUUUCUCAACUGUUUCUGCGCUUCCUCAGCAGCCUUCCUGACGCUGCAGGGUUCUUCCUGUGGCAGUGUACCAUCGCCCAGUUUUGAAGGAGUACGUGGGGAAUACUCACCAGGAAACCAUGUUGGGGCCGAAGCAGAGUCUGCCAUGCAUUGCCCCGCUGCUGACCACGGUGGAGGAGACUCUGAGCACCGUCUCUGCUCGGGUCCGAGGACACAUUCCUGAAUGGCUUAAUGGCUAUCUACUUCGAGUUGGACCUGGGAAGUUUGAGUUUGGGAAGGAUAGAUACAAUCAUUGGUUUGAUGGAAUGGCUUUGCUUCACCAGUUCAGAAUGGAGAGGGGCACAGUGACAUACAAAAGCAAGUUUCUACAGAGUGAUACAUACAAGGCCAACAGUGAUGGAGAUAGAAUUUUGAUCUCAGAAUUUGGCACGCUGGCCCUUCCUGACCCAUGCAAGAGCAUCUUUGAACGUUUCAUGUCAAGGUUUGAGCCACCUACUAUGACUGACAACACCAACGUCAACUUUGUACAGUACAAAGGUGAUUACUACAUGAGCACAGAGACCAAUUUUAUGAAUAAGGUGGACAUUGAAACGCUGGGAAGGACAGAAAAGGUGGACUGGAGCAAAUUCAUUGCUGUGAAUGGAGCGACUGCACAUCCUCACUAUGACCCAGAUGGGACAGCAUACAAUAUGGGGAACAGCUAUGGUCCAGGAGGUUCUUGCUAUAAUAUUAUUCGUGUUCCUCCAAAAAAGAAAGAGCCCGGGGAGACGAUUCACGGAGCACAGGUGCUAUGUUCUAUUGCGUCCACUGAGAAAAUGAAGCCUUCUUACUACCAUAGCUUUGGAAUGACAAAAAACUACAUAAUCUUUGUCGAACAGCCUAUAAAGAUGAAGCUGUGGAAAAUAAUCACUUCUAAAAUCCGGGGAAAGCCCUUUGCUGAUGGGAUAAGCUGGGAGCCCCAGUAUAACACGCGGUUUCACGUGGUGGAUAAACACACUGGACAGCCUCUCCCAGGACUGUAUUACAGCAUGCCUUUUCUUACCUUUCAUCAAAUCAAUGCUUUUGAGGACCAGGGCUGUAUUGUGAUCGAUCUGUGCUGCCAGGAUGAUGGGAGGAGCCUAGACCUUUACCAACUACAGAAUCUCAGGAAAGCUGGAGAGGAGCUUGAUCAGGUCUAUAAGUCGAAGGCAAAGUCUUUCCCUCGAAGAUUUGUCUUGCCCUUAGAUGUCAGUGUGGAUGUUCCUGAGGGAGAGAACCUCAGCCCACUGUCCUACUCUUCAGCCAGCGCUGUGAAACAGGGUGAUGGAGAGAUCUGGUGUUCUCCUGAAAAUCUACAUCAUGAGGACCUGGAAGAGGAAGGGGGGAUUGAAUUUCCUCAAAUCAACUAUGGCCAAUUCAAUGGCAAAAAGUACAGUUUCUUCUAUGGUUGCGGUUUUCGACAUUUGGUGGGGGAUUCUCUGAUUAAGGUUGACGUGACGAACAAGACACUAAGGGUUUGGAGAGAAGAAGGCUUUUAUCCCUCGGAGCCCGUUUUUGUUCCAGUGCCAGGAGCCAAUGAGGAAGACAGUGGGGUUAUACUCUCUGUGGUGAUCACUCCCAACCAGAGUGAAAGCAACUUCCUCCUUGUCUUGGAUGCCAAGAGCUUCGCAGAGUUGGGGCGAGCGGAAGUUCCCGUGCAGAUGCCUUACGGGUUCCACGGCACCUUUGUGCCUGUCUGAUGGCAGAGGCGCAAGGAAGGCUAAGAUCAGGUGUCAGUGAGCACACUCUAAGGACAAGAGAAAAUGGUGGAUCUCACUCAAAAGCUGUUGUAGUUUGGAUCUGACCCUGACCCCUAAGGACUCAUAGACCCGACUCCCGUGGGCUCAUCAACCCUGACCCCCAACGGGCUCCUAGAUCCUGACCACCACGGGCUCAUAGAUCCCGACCACCAUGGGCUCAUAUUUUAAAUGCUUGUUCCCAGCUUGUGACACAACUUUGGGAGGCUGUGGAAACUUUUAGGGAUGAUGUCUCACAGGCACCAGGAACUUGCCUUCGAGGCCCCUGGUUCUCUCAUGUUCUCUCUGCUUCCUGGUCCACUACUACAUGAGCAGCCUUCAUCCCAUGCUCCCAGCCUUGCCACUGAUGGGGUACUCCACCAUGCCUCCCUACUAUGGUGGACUGAAUCCCCUGACUGUGGACCAAAGAUAUAUUUCCACCUUAAGUUGUUCUGUCAAUUUGAGUUUUUUUUUUAAUAUAGCAGUGGUUAAAUAACUAAUAAAAAAUCCCUGAUGUAUGGUUUUCCAUUUCUA
Mus pahari (shrew mouse) is the source of this 2322-nucleotide messenger RNA. It is a transcript of the gene Bco2, whose product is annotated as beta-carotene oxygenase 2. The coding region runs from base 154 to 1752 and encodes 532 amino acids. The record is from RefSeq and is a predicted model, not a curated record. The transcript is spliced from 12 exons. Gene Ontology annotation, molecular function: carotenoid dioxygenase activity; beta-carotene 15,15'-dioxygenase activity. Gene Ontology annotation, biological process: carotene catabolic process; retinal metabolic process. Gene Ontology annotation, cellular component: mitochondrion. Lineage: Eukaryota; Metazoa; Chordata; Mammalia; Rodentia; Muridae.